CGCAACAGUAUAAAUAAUAGCUUCGCCACCACCAAACGACGACGUUUUGUAUCAAUUCAUCCCUCUCUCACACGCUCGGAAAUCUUCCCCAAAGGUCUGGUGAAAUUGCCGACAACUUUAUGGCUUCAUUCAAAACAUUUUUGAACAGUCCGGUUGGUCCGAAAACCACUCACUUUUGGGGUCCCAUAGCUAAUUGGGGUUUCGUUAUUGCUGGGCUAGUGGACAUGCAAAAGCCUCCAGAAAUGAUAUCUGGCAACAUGACUGCAGCAAUGUGCGUAUAUUCGGGAUUGUUCAUGAGGUUUGCUUGGAUGGUACAGCCUCGUAACUAUUUGUUACUAGCCUGUCAUGCUUCCAACGAGUCCGUGCAACUCUUCCAACUCUCCCGUUGGGCUAAGGCUCAAGGGUACUUGGGAGAGAAGAAAGACGAAGCCUUGUCUCAGUGAAGAGCCAAAUUCCUGCUUUUCAUUUUCCCCUUGCAUAAAAACAAGCCCUCUCAAUUUGAUACAUUUUGUUCUUGAUGUAAACUCGAAGACGCACUUUGUCAUUCGUAUUGGUUGCAAUGUUUGAUAAUUGUCCCAAUUCAUCACAAGAUGUUCAUCUA
Erythranthe guttata (spotted monkey flower) is the source of this 601-nucleotide messenger RNA. Its product is annotated as mitochondrial pyruvate carrier 1. NCBI's taxonomy places the organism in Eukaryota, Viridiplantae, Streptophyta, Magnoliopsida, Lamiales, Phrymaceae. The record is from RefSeq and is a predicted model, not a curated record. Gene Ontology annotation, cellular component: mitochondrial inner membrane. Gene Ontology annotation, biological process: pyruvate import into mitochondria.